This is a messenger RNA of Polyodon spathula (Mississippi paddlefish), 1147 nucleotides long. RefSeq names its product DNA-directed RNA polymerases I, II, and III subunit RPABC3-like. Gene Ontology annotation, molecular function: DNA-directed RNA polymerase activity. Gene Ontology annotation, cellular component: RNA polymerase II, core complex; RNA polymerase III complex; RNA polymerase I complex. The coding region runs from base 368 to 820 and encodes 150 amino acids. The record is from RefSeq and is a predicted model, not a curated record. Gene Ontology annotation, biological process: DNA-templated transcription. The transcript has 6 exons. NCBI's taxonomy places the organism in Eukaryota, Metazoa, Chordata, Actinopteri, Acipenseriformes, Polyodontidae.
GUUAAACUCUAGUCUCGCACCAACGAGCUUAGUUUCGGCACUACAUAGUUUGACCAUUUUGGGGCAAAUCUUCCCAAACUAAAGAUAGCGAAGGCGGCUUCAUUUUUAGACUACACCGGAAGCAGAAGCUAGGCCGGCGGGGCAGAGUUGAGAGGUCAGCGGUUUCCCACGUUGGGAAUCGGCGGGGAGGGAUCUCUGCUAAAUGAAAACCUUUCUGUAGACCCUGUAGAUUGAUGUACCAUUUUAUAUUGACGACGAGCAGAACUGGGAUACACACAAACUAAGGUACACUCACCAGGACUUGCAUUUAUUGUUUUGUUCCUGUCGAACCCAGCGGCAAAGACAGGAAGCGUACAACUGAGCUGACAUGGCAGGAAUCCUGUUUGAGGAUAUCUUUGAUGUGAAGGACAUCGACCCAGAUGGGAUGAAGUUUGAGAGAGUUUCACGGCUGCACUGUGAAAGUGAAUCCUUCAAGAUGGACCUGAUCCUUGACAUCAACAUCCAGAUCUACCCCGUCGACCUGGGUGACAAGUUCCGCCUGGUGAUUGCUAGUACCCUUUACGAGGACGGCACCCCUGAUGAUGGAGAAUACAAUCCCACUGAUGACCGACCCUCAAGGGCGGACCAGUUUGACUACGUGAUGUAUGGGAAGGUAUAUAAGAUCGAAGGGGAUGAGACCUCGACGGAAGCUGCAACACGCCUCUCUGCCUAUAUCUCCUAUGGGGGUCUCCUGAUGCGACUGCAGGGCGAUGCCAACAACCUGCAUGGGUUCGAGGUGGACUCCCGAGUCUACUUGCUCAUGAAGAAACUGGCCUUCUAGAGACUGGCAUUACCCGUGUGGCCCUGGGUUCAGUAAGAGACAGACUGUCUCUCUCUGUUUCACACACACGCACACACAUACACAAUAUCUUCGCAUGUGGGGUGAAGAGAGUGUCUGGGCAGGGCCUUUCUUCACACGAGACCUCCUGGAAAUGAAACAGAACUGACUAAUAGAGAGAUGAAGUGAAACUGGAGACUGCUUCUGGGUGAAGCUUUCCCAACAACUGCCUGUACCCCCUCCACUCCGCUCUGCCCUUCCCUGCUCUGAUCUGAUGUUUCUUAGGUCAUGUGCUACCACGAGGUGUAAAUAAAAAGACAACUUUAAGUA